This is a messenger RNA of Mycotypha africana, 1323 nucleotides long. Its product is annotated as Jacalin-like lectin domain-containing protein. The record is from RefSeq and is a predicted model, not a curated record. Gene Ontology annotation, cellular component: cytoplasm. The transcript has 3 exons. Bases 302 to 1210 code for a protein of 302 amino acids. NCBI's taxonomy places the organism in Eukaryota, Fungi, Mucoromycota, Mucoromycetes, Mucorales, Mycotyphaceae.
GCAUACAGCGUUAGGAAUAUUUGGUUCGCAUUUAUUGCAUGCAUGGCCAUCUUCCAUAGAAGACAUUGUUCCUAGUCUGUUAGAUAAUACAAAGACAGACACGCGCUAUGUUGCUAAUGAUGCUAACGAAAGUGGUACCUGGUGGAAGGCAGCAAAUAUUGGUAUGGGAGCUAUGGUAUGAUUUAAACAUAAUUUUCAAUGAUGCACCAAGAUAGAAUGGGUGUUCUUACCGUACCUACAAUUUCAACAGUUGCACGAGGUCGGUCACGCUUUCACUCUGAACCAUUCUCCAAGCGGAAUUAUGAGCCGUGGAUACAAUAACUGGAAUCGUACAUUUUUAGCCAAAGAACCAGGACGUGGUCCUAUAACGCCACAAGAGGAAGAGGGUUCUCAAUGGCAUAGAGUUGAUAUCCUGAGACUUAGAUUCCAUCCUGCUUUUAGAAUUCCAGAAGAUGGUCCCAUUGGCGUAAAAGAUCUCUCAAAGCCAAGUUUCACUGCAUUGGAAAACAACCACUUACAGAUUUCGUCUCCUGCCGGUCUUACCCUCAUUGAGAUAUUGGUCAACGGAAGAUACCGCACUCAUUACGAAUUUGUACAAGAGCAACCUAAAUCAAUCACGUUGAGUUUGAGUGAUAUAUGCCAAAAAUGCAGUUGUGACCUUAAUAGAGAACAAGUGUCACUUGCUGCUGUCUGUGCCAAUCAGGAACACAAACAGCUUGACCAUCUUUCAAACUUUUUAAGCUCACAUCGGGUCACUAACCUACAAGGACUGAACGGAAUUAUUCUGAAGAGUGACAUUUAUGGAGCUUCCAGUGAGGAAGGUAAAGAUAAAUCAUUCGCUAUCUUCUUUGACAAUAAUCAACAACGCAAGCAAUUGAGACGAAUAAAAGUCAAUCAUGGUGCAUUCUUGGAUGGUUUCACUCUUAUAUACAAAGAUGGCAGCCAAAGCCAAGUGGGUAAGACAGAUGGAGGAUGCAGCGAAUUUGAUAUCAGUCCGGGCGAACAGAUUCAAGGUUUCUAUGUCAGUAAUGGCGCAUGGAUUGAUGGUAUACAAUUCAAAUUGAGUAGUGGUAGAGUUAGCCCGUGGUUUGGUGGAAAAGGUGGUGGGAUCAGUCAUGUUGAACCACCGGAAGGUUACGAGAUUGUUGGUGUGUUUGCUUCAGCGGCAAGAUGGAUGGAACAAUUUGGUAUUUUUUACCGUCGUUGUUAAAAUGCAGAAUGUGGAGAAAAUCAAAGAAAUUCUCCAAAAAAGAAAAUAAUUGAAUCCCAGCAUUGAAUAAAAAAGAAAAUCAAUUUCGUUCGAUUUCCCUUUUCUGCUUUUUA